AUGGUCCGAUGCAGACAUGACGACACCGACACCGCUGGUGCCGUCCGCUGGCAGCUGGAGGCGGAGCGACAGCAGUGGCAGCGUCUGGAGCAGGAGCUGCGCGGCGCCGUCCAGGCGCAGCAGCAGGUCACCGAUGAGGCCAGGCUCGACGCCGAGCGCGCCGCCGCGCGGCAGCAGCAGGAACUAGCGCAGGAGCAGCGGCGACGCGUGAAUGCAGAGGCGCAGCUGGAGACCGUGAAGUCGGCGGCAGAGCGGGCCGAACAGGAGAGACGAGGAGAGGCGGAGACGCUGCAGGCUGAGCGGGCGUCUCUCCGCAAACAGCUGGCCUCGGCGGAGAGCGCGCUCAGCACCGCCCACCGGGACAGGGUCCAGCUGCAGGAGCAGGAGCAGGUGAGCGACUCCCACUGGGACAGGGGCCAGCUGCAGGAGCAGGUGAGCGACUCCCACCGGGACAGGGUCCAGCUGCAGGAGCAGGUGAGCGACUCCCACCGGGACAGGGUCCAGCUGCAGGAGCAGGUGAGCGACUCCCACCGACACAGGGUCCAGCUGCAGGAGCAGGCGGCCGAGCGCGGUCGCGUCGACGACGUCAAGACGCUGACGCAGCAGCUGGAGACGCGGGAGCAGCAGCUGCUGAAGGCCGUGGCGCAGGUCCGCGCCCAGAGCGACACCCGCGCCGAGCAGCUGGAGACGAUGCUGGAGUCGCAGGCGGCGCUAGUGGAGCGACUGGAGGCGGAGGACUACCGGGUCUACUCCCACCUCGACCUGGAACAGUGGAACUAUACCUUCCGAGAGCCCGUGCUGAUUGACUUCCAAAAUAAACCUGGCGACUUCCAAGGGGUCACCCAACACCGGUGUUCGAUGCGGUACUUCCCCGAGGCCACGUUCGCCAACGCGGACGGCUUCUGA
Messenger RNA from Pollicipes pollicipes, 906 nucleotides. RefSeq names its product trichohyalin. The coding region runs from base 1 to 906 and encodes 301 amino acids. NCBI's taxonomy places the organism in Eukaryota, Metazoa, Arthropoda, Thecostraca, Pollicipedomorpha, Pollicipedidae. The transcript has 6 exons. The record is from RefSeq and is a predicted model, not a curated record.